This is a messenger RNA of Anguilla anguilla (European eel), 3106 nucleotides long. RefSeq names its product zinc finger protein 345-like. The transcript is spliced from 2 exons. Lineage: Eukaryota; Metazoa; Chordata; Actinopteri; Anguilliformes; Anguillidae. The record is from RefSeq and is a predicted model, not a curated record. The coding region runs from base 86 to 2170 and encodes 694 amino acids.
CACUAAAACAACACAACCAGAGCUCACUGAACAGCACAGGAUCAGACAGAAAGAAGAGGAACUCAGUGGACUGGAGUCUGUCCACAUGGCAGAGUCAGAGACGGAGUGUGCUGCACCAGGACUCAACACAAUGGAGCCAGAGUGUGUUACAGCACACAGUGGGGUCAGUGAUGUACACCGUACACACACACCACUGAUUAAAACAGAAACUGAUCUGGGCUCCACCCACACUGGGGAUUUUAUUAAGACCGAGAACCUAGAUAGUACAGAGCUGGGAUAUGUAACCCAUCUGCAUCCUGACCAAAUCAAAAUGGAGGCUGACGAUGGAGGAUUUCAUAACCCAGAACACACCGGGGACUUGCAGGAUUUUAAGCGUGUUACUAUUAAAAUUGAAUCCAGUGAACGUUUAAUGAGUGAUCUCAUGAAUACUGGUGUUGAACACAAAGACCAGACUGGACCGUGGCAAUAUGCAGAAAAGCCAAACCCAAACUGUAAAAAGGAAGAAGCUCAUGAUCUGCUGACCCAAUGUGAGGACUUAAACCAUGACUGUGACACAAACAAUGAAAAUAAUCUAAGCAGAAUCAUACAGAUAAGUGCAAACACCAGAAGAAAACAUAUAAACCGUCAGACAACUAAUGUGAUAAUUGAACCCAUAAUUAAUUCAAGUAAAAACCCAAGCCUCUUUCAAAAGAAGACUGUGCAUAGAAAUGAAGGUGGAUUUCAUAUUGGUGGAAAGCCAUACAAUUGUACAUGGUGUGAGAAAUGUUUCACUUCCAAAUCUGCUUUAAAUAUACACCUGAGAAUUCAUACAGGUGAAAAGCCCUACAGUUGUACACAGUGUGAGAAGUGUUUUUCUACCAAAUCUGUUUUGAAUGCACAUCUGAAAAUUCAUACAGGUGAAAAGCCAUACAAUUGUACACAGUGUGAGAAAUGUUUUUAUGCCAAAUCUGUUUUGAAUAGACAUCUGACAAUUCACAGAGAUGAGAAGCCUUACAAGUGUAUUCAUUGUGGGAAGUGUUUUUACCGAAUAUCUGAUUUGAAUAUCCACCUGAGAAUUCAUACAGGUGAGAAGCCUUACCAGUGUGCAUAUUGUGGGAAGUGUUUUAAUAGAAAAUCUCAUUUAAAUGAACACCAGAGAAUUCAUACAGGUGAAAAGCCUAACAGGUGUACUCACUGUGAUAAGCGCUUUAAUACAAAAACAAGUUUAGAUGUACACGUAAGAAUUCAUACAGGUAAAAAACCCUACAAGUGUAUACAAUGUGCAAAGUGCUUUCGUACAAAAUCUGAUUUAAAUCUACACCAGAGAAUUCAUACUGGUGAAAAGCCCUACAAAUGUAUUCAUUGUCAGAACUGCUUUUCCCAAAUGCGUCUUUUAAGAAACCACCUGAGAAUUCAUACUGGUGAAAAGCCACACAGGUGUACACAGUGUAAAAGAUGUUUUACUACCAAAUAUGAUUUAAAUAUACACGUGAGAAUUCAUACAGGUGAAAAACCCUACAAAUGUAUUCAUUGUGGUAAGUCCUUUUCCCAAAUAUCUCGUUUAAACAGCCACUGGAGAAUUCAUACAGGUGAAAAGCCCUACAAAUGUAUUCAUUGUGGGAAGUGCUUGUCCACAAAGUAUCUAUUAAAUUGCCACUGGAGAAUUCAUACAGGUGAAAAGCCCUACAAAUGUAUUCAUUGUGAGAAGUGCUUUUCCCAAAUGCGUCCUUUAAGAAACCACCUGAGGAUUCACAUGGGUGAGAUGCCUUACAGGUGCACACAUUGUGGGAAAUGUUUUACUACAGAAUAUAAUUUACAUACACAUGUGAGAAUACAUACAGGUGAGAAGCCAUACAAGUGUACACAGUGUGAGAAGUGUUUUAAUGGAAAGUCUGAUUUAAAAAAACACUUGAGAAUUCAUACGGGUGAGAAGCCUUACCAGUGUACACAUUGUGGUCAGGGCUUGUCAACAAUGUAUCAAUUAAAUUGCCACAGGAGUAUUCAUACAGGUGAGAAGCCAUACAAGUGUACACAAUGUGAGAAAAGUUUUAUUACAAAAUCUCAUUUAAAUGUACACCUGAGAAUUCAUACAGGUGAAAAACCCUACACAUGUAUUCAUUGUGAGAAGUGCUUUUCCCGAGUGAGUAAUUUAAGACGCCACCUAGGAAUUCAUUUAAGGGAAACGCCCUAAACAUCUCAACACUGUGGUGAGUGCUUUUCCACAAUUUAACGUGCUAACAUGGAAUUCAUAGAGGUGAAAAGCCACACAAUUUUAUUAAUUGUGCAACAUGCUUUUUAGUAGCCAGCUGAGAAUUCAUUCAGAUGAAAAGUCCUUUACAUGUUCUCUGAGUGAGAAGUGCUUUUCCAAAAAAUAAGAAUUUAGUUUUCACAAGAUGCAUCACACCAAUGAAAAACCAUGCACAUGUGUCGUGUGGGACUAAUGUUUUCAGUGUUGGAACUGUUUUUACCAACACACGGCAUUAAAUUGCCUUAAUGCUAGUAGUACAGUUACUCACUGUGGGAAGUAUUUCAAAUGUACUUAGUGGUUAAAUUACAAAAUCUAAUUUUCAUGGCCAGAAGGCAACUCAUACAAGUUUAGAGCCUGACGUUCUCAUUGUGGGAAGUACAGAUGUGCCUUCACUUUUUUUUUGAUUAACCACCCUGUUGUGGUUUCUAAAUUCUUAUUUGAUGGGUGUUUCAUUUGAGUUCAUGGAGUGAGAAAAAGGCUGGUUUGUAGUUGCGCAUUGUAAUGUACUUCUGACAUGCUGAUCAUGUUUCCGAUAUCUGAGAAUACAGCACAAUAACUAGGACAAACUGUGAUGCUCCUUUCAUAACAAGUGUUUAUGACUGUUUUUUGAAAAUGUAAUUUUAAUUCCAUGUAAAUAUAACAUGUAAUUCCUUGUGGACUGAAGCGUGAUAUUUUGUGAUUAUGAGAUUGACAGCAGUGUAAAUUGUUUAAAAGAAUGUAAAACAAUGUCAAAUCUGUUAGGAUAUUCUGUGUAAAGAAACAUGGUUUUGUGUAUUGCAAGCAUGUUUUUUGAAAAUUACUGGCUUUUCCAGUUCUUUUACUGUCAAUGGUAGAGGUUGUAAUUGUGCUUGUCAAUUAAAGCUGAUUUUUUAGACCUGA